Molecule: messenger RNA, 4192 nt
Organism: Sycon ciliatum
Lineage: Eukaryota; Metazoa; Porifera; Calcarea; Leucosolenida; Sycettidae
Product: mucin-2-like
Exons: 2
Coding region: 2371-3912 (513 amino acids)
Biological process (GO): regulation of transcription by RNA polymerase II; developmental process
Molecular function (GO): DNA-binding transcription factor activity, RNA polymerase II-specific; protein dimerization activity; RNA polymerase II transcription regulatory region sequence-specific DNA binding
Source: RefSeq, a predicted model, not a curated record
GGUGAAGAGCGCAGGGGCUCAGUUCCCAAGUGUCUCUGGUCCGGAACGUUUUGGAAAUGAGUGUUCCUCGACCGUUGCUGUUUGUUGCUUAUGACGAAAGCCUAAUGAUGGGUGGAGAAGGAAAGGAACUUCAUGCCUUGCCGAAGACGUGACGAAAGUAGGGAAGAUGAAAGCUUCUACGAUACCUUGAAGGGGAAAUGAACGAGCGUGUACGCUGCGUUGAAUGGGACUACAGAGUAUCUACUUUUGAAGCAGAUGAGCGAUACCGUUGGAGUGGAGUGAGCGGCCUAGCGGGGCAGAAUGGCUCUUUGAACGCACCAGAUCUGCAGAUCUGACAUCCGUAGAGUCCAGGACAGAGGCCACACAUGAAUCUGGUUGACAGGGCAAAAGGAAGAACACCAAGAGGAAAGUGCAGACCCAUGGAGAGGCAGGGAUCGAAGUGUGUCCACCCAGCGACGUGUCUGCUUUAUACUGGCAGAGUGCAAGCGUCCAACUCUCCACGAAGCCCUGGCCGCGGACAAACUCUGCUGUAUUCCUCUAGGCGCGUCAGCUAGGGUACCAUGCCGUUCUUGCUUUGUGGUGGUAAAGAAAUGAAUGAACUUUUUGCGUGGAACCUCAGUUUUGUAGCUCCACUGAAUUCGUGGCAUCUGAAGAACUUUGCAGCUGCUGCCGAGUGCAAGAAGGGCCUGGCAGCGCCUCCAAUAGUCUGUUUCAUGUGCAGUGCAUGAUAGGAGGAUCAUAUUGGACAGCUUACUAUCUUUGCUGCUCCGUCUGUGGACCGCGUUGGGCUGUUUAUGUUACAAUGUUCUAAGUUCGUAAUGUUUGCGGAGCGAUGAAAUUGUUAUGCAGCGUGUGGACAUGGACAGUGAACGACGUUGUUUAGAUAGCGGAGGACAUUGCUUGGCGCCAGGAUUAUGACUUUCCCCUCACGUAUUACGCAGCACCUGCGUGGUUUCGAUCUAUAGGUGAUAUUCUGUAGUUUUUUAUCUGUAUGGCGUCGCGUCCACCCCAUCCUACCCUACCCACUGCAAUCCGUAUUUGCGUCUAUCAAUCUCACCAUUAUAGCCAGCUGUUGUGCAGUGCUCCCACCAGUUCAAGUAUUAGUUCAUGCAUGAUUAUUGCCCAUUGGAGCGCUACAUGUACAUGUAGCAGCUGUAAUGUAUGCCAAUGCGCCUUCUUUGUGGCUUGAUUCUCUGCCGGUGCUGCAUUUGGCCAUACGGUACCGUUUUCAGGACAGUAUGGCUAGCAUGGCUGGCGUCUCUUAGUGUGUGUGUGUGUGUGCAUGUGGGCGGUGGGUGUCCUCCUAGUGUGGAUAUCAAGUCCGUGUGUCCCCUUGCAGCUUCACUCUCUUGCUGUCUUGCCAUGUGUAUGUGUAUAUCGACCACAGUCACUAUACUGUGUAGCCCUAGACUCUGGUUUUCGCGUGGUGCUGAUGUUCUUUUGUCGGCAUACCUUAGAAUCGCGCACACCACAGCUGUUGAGCGUCGUGGGCGACAGUAGAUCGAUUCGACCAUUUUGAGUCGACCGGCUGCAUGUACGGAGGGCAAGCGCAUGAAAAAAUCUGAGUUUUCGGACCGCAGGAUUUUGACUGGCGCGUGGGCAUGGGCGACUGUGAAAUGAGCAUCUACUCUGGCUAGCUCAGUUGUCGCCCCAGCCCACGCAGCCACAGCCCAACACAUAUCAUGUACAUGAAGGGUCUUCUGUCCUAGUGUUGGCUUCACUUGCACACUUUCCAGUCGUCCCGGAAUGCUUGAUGGUCUGACAUACAGUAGUUACUGCUAGUACAGUAUCCGUGUGUCCGUAGAAUGGAUACCCCACGCACACCCAAGUAGUGCCAGUCCCGCUCACCCACGCACAUACUUGCCAUGGGCACAUGAUACAUGUGCCAGCUCGCUGUGCUGAGUGAUCACGGGAUCUGCUUGUUCACGUACUUGACUGCGACUGUGAGAGGGCAUGACCACCAUACCGAGUACUGGGAACACGAUGUGCAUGUACAUACAGGAAAGACAGUAGGAGCAAUCAUACUGCAUACCCACGCACUGCAGAAUCUGAACAGGGAAUUAUGCAUGCCACGCGUACUCACCACGCACACACUUGGCUUGGAUAGCCUGCAUGCUGCAUGCGUGCAUGUCGAUCGGGGGGCUAGGCUCGGAUCGGAGUCGACGUCGAGGUCGAACUGGGUCACCAGCCCACGGGUUAUAAGUUCACUGUUUGCACCAGAGAGGAAUCAUAACAGUCCACGAGACGAUCAACAACACUUCAGUGAAAACACCUCUCUCUCUAGCUCUCUCGAGUCCAGUCUCUUGAGCUCGCUGCACGCACACUCACUGCUGUAUAGUUCCCGUGUGUACCACACUCCGUGACGUCAGAAUGGAUUUGCUUCUCCAACAAUCUUGCAGUGCUGGUGCCGAUGCACUCUCCUGUGCCAUGCCCACCAUCGCCUCUGUCGGCGUAGCGUCGUCACCGCUGAGCGAGCAAGUCUCACCAGCUGCCGCCUCCGCCGAGCCGGCCAUCACUUACAAGCCCAUCCUGGACGAGAAGCGCUGCACUGCCAACAGGCGUGAGCGCGACCGGGUCGAAGCCCUGCGCAAGGCCUUCACAGCGCUGCGCGGUGUCACGCCCAAGGACGUAGCCGAGCCGGAGCUGACGCGCAUUGACGUGGUGCGACGCGCGUCCGAGUAUAUCGACUAUCUGUCCGGUCUCUUGAGCGUGAGUGACAACAGCGCGAACGAGCCCGAACUUUGCCAGGAGGAACUCGACCUUGAUGAGCUGCGCUCGUCGUUCAUUUGCCACAAAGUCGAGGAGAACACCACGCAGAUCCUGCCUGAGAAGCGAGUGAUCUGCAACGCCCGCGCCAGAGAUCGCAGCAGACGCACGAAGCACGCGUUCGACUCGCUCAAGACCCUGGUGCCCAUUCACCCGUCGGAGCCGGAACUGUCGCGCAUGGACAUCCUGCGUCGUGCCGGUCAGUACAUUGCCGUCAUGAGCAAGAUGCUGCAGGAGGCCGAGGACAAAGAGGUCGCCUCUGUCGGCGCCGUCACGUGCGACCUGGACUCGUCACCCACGUCCGGCAUCGCCUCGGCUCAGCUCAGCGUGGGUUGCAAUGGCGAGGGAAGUGAUGACGCCGCCACAACUCGCACAAGCGACAGCAGCAUUCACUCUCGACCAUCACCUCUCACUGUGGACUUGCAGUGUAGCAAUACGUCCUUGCCCGCAGAGACGGUGGAUAGCGAUUACGGCACAAUGUCGCCGCCAGCCUCGGCCAACAGCGAGUGUUCAUUCACAUUUCCCAGCGUUCGCGACUCAACCAUCACCACAGCCAGCUGCAGCACCACAUCAACAUCGUGUGUGCAAGCGUCCUAUGCCUCACCCAUUCAGUCGCAACUGGCACGGCCUACCCAUCCGGAUACCACCUGGUCGUCGGACAUGAUGCAGUCGAAUGCUACUGGUUGCCUGCGCGCUCGCAGAACCCGCCAGCUAUCCAGAUCGGCAGCACAACCCUACCCGGCUAUGACUCGCGCCUUUGGCUCGCCCAGUCCUCUGGUUCCGGGCAGUGCAGACCUGUCCAGUCUCCGUUCCACUGCCAGCCCUCGACCAGUGACUCCGCUCACUCCCGUUACACCACUAACUCGCAUCUACUUCAACCUGGUAGCGACCAACCAGCUGGCGUGGUCUCCAAGACUCGCAAGUCGAGUUCUGGGCAACGCCAUCCAGCCGCCAUCACCGCUGGCACCCGCUGCAAGCUGCUUCGUCGACCGCUCGCAGCAGCACAUGAGCGCAUCGGAGCUGGACAGGAUCCUGGAAGGCAACAGUCCCUCACCAACGGCCAGCGUACUGCAGUGCGUCGGUACACCCACAGCAUGGUCGUCGCAGCGACUUCCAGGUCAAAACUCCAACACCUUCUUCUGCUGAAUCCGAACUCUCAGAACUAUCAUAACUUUCAUCUUGAAUUUGACUUAUCUCAAUACUCCUAGGUAUAGACCUGUCUCUUGUCAAGUACGAUUCGUUUCGCAGCGCUUGCUUUUCGUCAAACCCAACCUUGAGCAUCCGAGAUUAUUAUCCUAUCCCGAGUCGUGUCCACAGAAUACGUCUCCCUCACACCUCCAGCUAUACACUAUCAUGCAUUACUAUUGAAAGUUCUGCCGAUCGGACUCAGCGCAGAUAUCACUGCCUGACCGUACGGAAACCUAAA